CAGCUCAGUUAAAAAAAAAGUGUGUGUGAAGGAAGAAUUGGACAUUUUGUUGUAGAAGAGACAAGUAUAGUAGAGCAGUGAAAAAAAAAAAGAAGAGAAAAAAAUUUUCACAUUUUUCUUUUUUUUCUUUUUUUGUUCAAUCAAAAGACACACAAAGAAAAAAAAAGAGAAGAAUUUAUUAAAAAUAAAAAUUUUUUAAAUCUUAAAAAUUACCAUCCAUCGGUAGUGAUAUUUUAUUAAUUUUUAUUAAUUUAAAUAUGGAUGGUUCUGCUAAAAAUCGUUUUGAGUUACUUUGUAUAGAUGAUGAUGCCACAGAUCCUCUAGACACAAUUGUUAGGAAAAAGGUAAAGCAAACUUCAUCAUCAUCAUCAGGAUUAGCGGCGGCAUCGGCGAGUUCUAAUCUUAAUUCACAACCAUUAAAAAAUCAAAAUCAUAAAAAUGUAAGUGGAGGCGGUGGGGGAGGUGGUGGAGGAGUUGGUGGCGGUGGAGGUUUUAAUGAUUUAAAAUCAAAUAUAAAGAAUGUUAAUAAAAAAUUGUCUACAUCGGUUACAACAAAUGCUGAAAAAGAAAAUAAAUCUGGAACUAUGAAUAAGAAUAUUGAUAAGAAAUCAAUGAUGACCGGUGGCGGUGGCGGCGGUAUUGGACAACAACGUGAUGGUCAGCAAAAUGUUGGUAGCGGCCAAACCGGUGGUGGUGGUGGUGGUAAACAAUCACAGAAUAAACAAGGGACACAGCAACGUAACGUUAAUUUCAAGCAACAAAAUGGCGAAACCCGUGAACAACGUAAUAAUCGUAGAAAUCGUGAUGAUAUGAAUAAUCAAAAACCAUUUGGAAAUCGUAACGAACGUAAUAAUAAUAAUAAUGAUUCUGUCGGUAAUACUGGUCUAAGUACAACAAAUAAUAAUGAUGCUACUGAUCAACGUCCACCAAGACGAGAUAGACGUGAUAAUGAUAAUCGUGGUCCACCUAGAAAUCGAAAUUUUGAUGGUAGAAGUGGUAAACGUGAAUUCGAUCGUCAAUCUGGCUCUGAUAAAACCGGUGUUAAAGCAAUUGAUAAAAAGGAUGGCGCUGGUGGUUAUAAUUGGGGAUCACCUAGGCAAGAUAUAGAGGAUUUGAAUAAAUCGACUACUGAUGAAGCACUUAUGGAGAAAGAAGAACCUGGCACGGAAACACAAAAGGAUGAACAAACUGCACCUAUUGAAGAAGAAACCAAAGAACUUACCUUGGAUGAAUGGAAAGCACAGAAACAACAACGAGCGAAGCCCCAGUUUAAUAUACGUAAAGCUGGAGAAGGUGAAGACUUAUCGCAAUGGAAGAAAAUGAUCGCAUUGACUAACAAAAAUAAGAAAAAAGGGGAAUCAGAUGAAGAAGAAUUAGAAUAUGAUCCGUCUAUGUAUCCACAACGUGUAGGCCGUUUACAACGUAUUGUAAACAUUGAAUUUCACUUUAAUGAUGGAAGACGUGGUGGUGGUAUGGGACGAGGUCGUGGCGGUCGAGGUCAACGUAAUCCAGGUGGUGGAGCUCCUGGUGGAGGUGGUGGUGGUGGCGGAGGUGGAGGAGGAGGAGGAGGU
Molecule: messenger RNA, 1571 nt
Organism: Condylostylus longicornis
Lineage: Eukaryota; Metazoa; Arthropoda; Insecta; Diptera; Dolichopodidae
Product: plasminogen activator inhibitor 1 RNA-binding protein-like
Exons: 4
Cellular component (GO): nucleus; cytoplasm
Molecular function (GO): RNA binding
Source: RefSeq, a predicted model, not a curated record